AUGGCGCUGACGAAUGACAAGCCCUCUGCGAAGAAGAUUGUUUGUGACAACUGUGAAAGCGAAGAUCCUGCUCAAAGCCGUUGCAAUGAAUGUGGAAUAUUUCUUUGUCAAUAUUGUUCGGAGUUUCAUAAACGAUCUCGGCCAACGAAACAUCACGAGCUGGUAACCAUGGAGCAGUUGAAAUCCAAUGCAGGUCCACAGAACAUUGCCGAGAAGAUGCGAUGCCCUAAACACAAGGAAGAAGUCAUCAAAUUGUUUUGUAAAACAUGUAAAACAACCAUCUGCAGAGAUUGCACCAUCGUUGAUCAUCAGGGGCAUAAAUAUGGAUUUGUCGAAGAAGUCGCUGUCGAAGAAAAACGUCAUUUGCAAAGAAAUCUUAACGAAGUAAAGCAAAGAAAAGGAAGAAUUGCACAGGGAAUUGUAAACCUGAAGAAAUUUAAUGAAGGUCUCGAGACUAAGAAGACGUCAACAAUUUCAGAAAUCAGUCGGCACUUCGAUCAACUUUUGAAAGCUGUGGAAUCUCAGAAAGGAGAAAUGAUGGAAAAAGCAACUUUCUUCACAAAUUCCAAACAAAAACAGAUUCAUGCGCAGUUAGAGGUCUUAGAAGUGGCUUUAGCAAGUUGUGAAAGCAGCAUCGAGUUCACAGAGCAAGCGUUCAAGAAUGGCAACGAUGUUCAAAUAUUGAGCAUGGAGAAGUACAUUUUGCAGUCUUUGGAGCAGUUGAAAGCUGUUAAAGAUCAAACGAAACCUUGUGCCACUGAAGACAUGGUGUUUAUCAUUCCUUCGUCGGUGCAGGAAACAAAGAAAAAGCUGUUGACAAAAUAUGAUGUUGACGUUGCUGUCGCAAAUCCUGCAUAUUGCCACGCUUCGUUCAAGGAAGAAGAAAAAAUGUUUGAUGCUGGGAAACAAUACUCCGUAACAUUAGUCUGUCACGACAAAAAUAACCGAAGAUUAAGGUACGGAGGUCAAGACAUCAAACCGUUGUUCACUGGAAUGGAGGUCAGUGAUGUGGCCGUUACUGAUAAUAAAGAUGGCUCCUACACUAUCAGCUUUUGUCCUCGUCAGGGUGGCAUGUUAAAGUUUGAGGUGUCCAUCAAUGGAACUCCUGCUCCAAAUUGUUCUCUGGAAAAAGAGGUGAAGUGGGUGAUAAGUGAUGCUCAUGGUAAAGGUGCUAUCACUAAUGGUGGAGGUACAAUGAAUGGUGAUGGUAGUUACUGUUGGAGAAUCGGUGGACGUUAUUUUGAUUCUGGAGUUCACACGUGGAAAGUGCGAUUGAGUACCAACAAUGCAUAUGAUCCUUAUAAUGAUUAUAAUUAUAAUUAUAGUCAACCCAGUGUUGAAGUUGGAAUCAUCGACUAUGACGAAAUUAAUGCAGAAAUUGGUCAACGCAAAGGUUGCUCAAAGCAGAUGUUGCUCAAUGCUAAUGCAGAUGUUGCUCAAAGCAAAAAAAAGUGGGUUCAAAAUUGUACUGUUCAAAGAGGCCACAAUAUUGAUAUUAACUUUACUUUGGAAAUGGAAAAAAGAACAUUGAACGUCAAGGUUGUUAAUCCGAGAUAUCGUAAGUCUGGUGGCAGUGGUACAAACUAUCAGUUCACUGCACGUCGUGUUUCACCUUUCUUUGCGUGCAACUCAGCUAAUCUGAGUAUUAGUUUAGUGGAAUGA
Messenger RNA from Paramuricea clavata, 1662 nucleotides. NCBI's taxonomy places the organism in Eukaryota, Metazoa, Cnidaria, Anthozoa, Malacalcyonacea, Plexauridae. The record is from the annotation of a GenBank genome assembly.